Messenger RNA from Eptesicus fuscus (big brown bat), 2942 nucleotides. RefSeq names its product zinc finger protein 503 (gene ZNF503). NCBI's taxonomy places the organism in Eukaryota, Metazoa, Chordata, Mammalia, Chiroptera, Vespertilionidae. The coding region runs from base 67 to 2007 and encodes 646 amino acids. Gene Ontology annotation, cellular component: nucleus. The record is from RefSeq and is a predicted model, not a curated record. The transcript has 2 exons. Gene Ontology annotation, biological process: negative regulation of DNA-templated transcription.
AGCCCCGAGCCCGCCCCGCGCCUCCUGGAGCCCUCCCCCCGCUGCUCCCAUGCGCGCGGGUGGGUCAUGAGCACAGCGCCCUCGCUUUCUGCCCUAAGAAGCAGUAAGCAAAGCGGCGGCGGCGGCGGCGGCGGCGGUGCGGACCCUGCCUGGACCAGCGCGCUCUCUGGAAAUAGCUGCGGCCCCGGCCCAGGCUCGUCCCCGGCCGGCAGCACCAAGCCUUUUGUGCACGCCGUGCCCCCUUCUGACCCUCUCCGCCAGGCUAACCGACUGCCCAUCAAGGUGCUGAAGAUGCUGACCGCACGGACUGGCCACAUUUUGCACCCCGAGUACCUGCAGCCCCUGCCUUCCACUCCCGUCAGCCCCAUCGAGCUCGAUGCUAAGAAGAGCCCGCUGGCCCUGUUGGCGCAAACCUGCUCGCAGAUCGGGAAGCCCGACCCCUCGCCCUCCUCCAAACUCUCCUCGGUCGCCUCCAAUGGGGGCGGCGCGGGCGGUGCCGGCGGCGCCGGGAGCGACAAGGACGGAAAGUCGGGGCCCCUCAAGCUGAGUGACAUCGGCGUGGAGGACAAAUCGAGUUUCAAGCCGUACUCCAAACCCGGCUCGGAUAAGAAGGAGCCGGGAGGCGGCGGCGGCGGAGGCGGCGGCGGCGGGGGUGGCGGCGGUGGGGGGGUUUCGGCGGAGAAGUCCGGAUUCCGAGUACCGAGCGCCACCUGCCAGCCAUUCACGCCCAGGACAGGCAGCCCAAGCUCCAGCGCCUCGGCCUGCUCGCCGGGAGGCAUGUUGCCUUCGGCCGGGGGCGGCCCGGAGGGCAAGGACGACAAGAAGGACCCCGACGCAGGUGGCGGCGGUGGAGGCGGCAAGGGCGCUGGGGGUGCCUCGGCCGAAGGGGCGCCCACCGGGCUGGCACACGGCCGGAUUAGCUGCGGCGGCGGGAUUAACGUGGACGUGAACCAGCACCCAGACGGGGGCCCCGGGGGCAAGGCUCUAGGCUCGGACUGUGGCGGUUCGUCGGGCUCCAGCUCCGGCACGGGCCCCAGCGCGCCCACCUCCUCCUCGGUGCUGGGCUCUGGGCUGGUGGCUCCAGUGUCGCCCUACAAGCCGGGCCAGACAGUGUUCCCGCUGCCUCCCGCGGGCAUGACCUACCCGGGCAGCCUGGCGGGGGCCUACGCCGGCUACCCGCCCCAGUUCCUGCCACACGGCGUGGCCCUCGACCCCACCAAGCCCGGCAGCCUGGUGGGGGCGCAGCUGGCGGCGGCCGCGGCGGGCUCUCUGGGCUGCAGUAAGCCGGCCGGCUCGAGCCCCCUGGCCGGGGCGUCGCCGCCUUCCGUGAUGACAGCCAGUUUGUGCCGGGACCCGUACUGCCUCAGUUACCACUGCGCCAGCCACCUGGCGGGGGCGGCGGCGGCCAGCGCUUCGUGCGCCCACGACCCGGCCGCUGCCGCCGCGGCGCUCAAGUCCGGAUACCCGCUGGUGUACCCCACGCACCCGCUGCACGGCGUGCACUCGUCGCUAACGGCCGCGGCCGCUGCCGGGGCCACGCCGCCCUCCCUGGCCGGCCACCCCCUCUAUCCUUACGGCUUCAUGCUCCCUAACGAUCCACUCCCCCACAUCUGCAACUGGGUGUCGGCGAACGGGCCGUGCGACAAGCGCUUCGCCACGUCCGAAGAGCUGCUGAGCCACUUGCGGACCCACACGGCCUUCCCCGGGACAGACAAACUGCUGUCGGGCUACCCCAGCUCGUCCUCCCUGGCCAGCGCCGCAGCGGCGGCCAUGGCUUGCCACAUGCACAUCCCCACGUCGGGCGCUCCGGGAAGCCCGGGGACGCUGGCGCUGCGCAGCCCCCACCACGCGCUGGGACUCAGCAGCCGCUACCACCCCUACUCCAAGAGCCCGCUCCCCACCCCCGGUGCUCCCGUGCCGGUGCCCGCGGCCACCGGACCCUACUACUCCCCCUACGCCCUCUACGGACAGAGACUGACCACGGCCUCGGCGCUGGGCUAUCAGUGAGGGAAGUCGCCAGGGCGAGCUCGGGAGAGAAAGGAGCUGGGGGGAGGGGAGGAGCCCCGGGAGGGGCGGGAACCGGGGAGAAGCUACUGUCACCCUUGCGUGGGGAUGACCCGGGCCAGGAGAGGAGAAACUAGCUACACCGUAUCUGUCUACCCGAAACAGCGACCGAGACCCGGUGGGAAACUCCCCUCCCUACCUCCCCUUCCCACCCAAACUUUAUAAAAGUUGGAAAAAAAAUAUCAUUUGACUUUUUAUAGAAAAAGAAGGAAAAAAAAUAAUUGAGAAAGUGUUCAUCUGAGGACUGCAUCGGUGGACACUGGUAUUUAUUUAUGUUAGCUCCAAGCGGACCCAUGGUUCUAAAGUGCAUUAUUUAGUUCGAGCUCCGUAGAUAAAAAGGAAGAGGGGGGAAAUUAAAAAGGAAGCGGGGGGAUUUAAAAAAGAAAAACGAACCCUCCCGACCCUUGUAGAUUAUAAAUAAAUACAAAACCACCACAGAACUAGAGGUCUUCUCUUUAAUGUUACUUUAAAAUUGCUAUGAUUGUAUUGUACGUUCUUAUUUAAUGUCUGAUUGAAACACAACUUACAUGCAUGUUUGUUACAAAAAUGAAAAACAAAAACAAAACAAGUCACAAUUUGUCAGCUCUGAUUUCAAAUUGCAAUUAUUUUUAAGGUGUAUACCAUUGGAAGAGAAUGGGUAUUUUUUUGUAUGUAUUCUGGAAGAAAACAAAAAAAAAAAAGGAAAAACAAUUCUAUUCCAAAACCUCAUUUGCCUUAUUUUGUUCUUUAAAAGGAACACUUAACUAUUUUUAAUUUUUAAGUACACCCGCUGAAAAGGGGACAAGUAAGGUUUACGUCAUGUACUAAAAUAAUAGACAAUGUAUCGCUUUAAAGAUUAAAAUUCCGUAUAUUUGAUGUAUUAAAAGGUUUUACUUCUU